Sitophilus oryzae (rice weevil) is the source of this 4496-nucleotide messenger RNA. Its product is annotated as casein kinase I. The record is from RefSeq and is a predicted model, not a curated record. The transcript has 6 exons. Gene Ontology annotation, molecular function: ATP binding; protein serine/threonine kinase activity. Gene Ontology annotation, biological process: negative regulation of canonical Wnt signaling pathway; signal transduction; peptidyl-serine phosphorylation. NCBI's taxonomy places the organism in Eukaryota, Metazoa, Arthropoda, Insecta, Coleoptera, Curculionidae. Gene Ontology annotation, cellular component: cytoplasm; nucleus. Bases 140 to 1267 code for a protein of 375 amino acids.
GUCACAAACAGCGAAAAGUCAGAAGGAAAUAUGUCGGCGUGCUAGAGAAACCACAAAUAGUUAUCGUGAAAAUAUUAGGUUUCUCGCCAUUCCAAAUUACGCAACAAUUUUGUAAAAUAGACUUAUUGAAAUUGUUAUUAUGGCUUCAAUUAUGUUGGGUAAACCGGAAUACAUAGUGGGUGGCAAGUAUAGACUAGUUCGUAAAAUCGGUAGUGGUUCAUUUGGUGAUAUAUAUCUCGGAAUUAACAUUACAAACGGAGAGGAAGUAGCAGUAAAACUUGAAUCGGUUAAAGCAAGACAUCCUCAGCUUCUCUAUGAAAGCAAAUUAUACAGAAUUCUUCAUGGAGGAGUAGGCAUACCACAUAUCAGAUAUUAUGGCCAAGAAAGAGAACACAACGUCCUCGUGAUGGACCUGCUGGGCCCGUCGCUCGAGGACCUCUUCAACUUCUGCUCGCGCCGCUUCACCAUCAAGACGGUGCUGAUGCUGGCCGACCAGAUGAUCGGCCGGAUCGAGUACGUGCACGGCAAGUCGUUCAUCCACAGGGACAUCAAGCCGGACAACUUCCUUAUGGGCAUCGGCCGCCACUGCAACAAGCUGUUCCUUAUCGAUUUCGGACUGGCCAAGAAGUACCGGGACACGCGCACGCGUCAACACAUUAUAUACAGGGAGGACAAGAAUUUAACGGGAACAGCCAGAUACGCUUCGAUAAAUGCCCAUUUGGGCAUCGAACAGUCCCGACGCGAUGAUAUGGAAUCUCUCGGUUACGUGUUGAUGUACUUCAACAGAGGAUGUUUGCCGUGGCAGGGGCUCAAAGCCGCCACCAAAAAACAAAAGUACGAAAAAAUCAGCGAGAAGAAAAUGUCCACGCCGGUCGAGGUUCUGUGCAAAGGCUUCCCAGCCGAGUUCUCCAUGUACCUGAACUACUGCCGCGGGCUGCGGUUCGAGGAGGGUCCCGACUACAUGUACCUGCGCCAGCUGUUCCGCAUCCUGUUCCGCACGCUCAACCACCAGUACGACUACACGUUCGACUGGACGAUGCUGAAGCAGAAGGCGGGCGCGGCCGGAGCGGGCGGCGCCGCCCCCGCCGGCCAGGGCCAGCCGCAGGCGCAGUCGUCACAGCUCAACGUGGCCGCCGCCGCCGCGCAGCCGGGUAAGAGAGCAGCGGCGCCAGCGCCGGCGGUGCGCCGCCCCGAAGUUACGCGCUGGGUCAAUAAAAUCGAGCUGUGGGAGAAGAAGCCGCCCCGUAUAGUUAGAAAUACUGAUUGAGGUUAAUAUCGCGAACCGUUAGAGCAGCGACCAAUCAGGAGAGCCCCUCCCAUCACCACCACCAACCGACGCAUCGACUGGGCGUAACGCCAACCAUCCCAUUGGUCAGCGGAUCCUGCUUUUCUUGAAACUAACGUUCUGCUCGUUUUUUCAAAUUUGAUAUAAUUUUUUUCGUUUUCCCACUUUUUUUAUCUCUCUUACCGCGUCGUCGCGUGACAAUUUAAUUUGUUCUCUCUCACACGCAUUGCGACGCGCGUAGGUAUAGAUACGAUGUUCCUUUCGCGAACGAAUUUUUUUUUUUUUUCAAAAAAAGUUCGUCGAAAUUUUCGAAAAAAAAAUAACUCCCAAAGCGGAUCCCGCCAUGUUUAUAAUUUAUAUAAAAAAAUAAAACAUUUUAUUGAAAUUUAAUAUAACAAUAAAUAAUCUUUAAAAAAAUUAUACAAAUUUUUAUUAGUAGGUACGAAAUAAGUUCAUACAUGUUUACUUUCUUAGUCCAUACGAGUCGUAUGAUCGAAAGAAUUUAUAGUUAAGUCAGUUACGGAUCGAGGUUAAGGCUAUCUGUCAUUUUAAUGAUCUCUGAGACUCAUGUCAAAAGAAAAUGUCAUAGGAUUUCGUUACUAAUCUGUGGUUAUAAAAAUCGAUACCAUAUGAAAAUGUUUUGAUUGUAAAUUCGUUUGUUUAUGCGAUAUAUUGUUGUAUAGAUUUUUAUCACUGUAAGAAUUAGAACACACAUACAAAGUAAAGAAAUAUGGUGGAAUUUGUCAAUUUCACCUGAACCUGAAUUUUUAUUCAAAAAGUGUCACUAAUAAGAGAAAAAAAUAAAGUGCAAUAACACAUAUUGCACGCCAUUCAGACAACAAACAAUAUCUGUAUCCUUAAAAAAAAUAAAAAAUAAAUAAAAGUAAAAAUGAAUGAAAAGAGAGAAGUGAGCGUGUGAAUGCAAGUCUGGCUGUUUAAAUUUAACAAAAAUAACUUUAUGUAUAUUCGGCAUAAGGUUGAUUUUCUUAAUCGAUACACAUCUCAUUUAAUUAAUAUUAGUAAGUCUUAAUGAUAAUAACUACUGUGUGCGAAUGCCAAAGGUCCAAAGUUGAUUUUCCCUCGCGGAAAAUAGUUUUGAGUCUUUAUUUUUUAAUAUUAUUGGACGACGAAAUAAAUGAGCCAUCCCCAGCAUGUCAGCUGUCAUUUAAACUAUUCUAUUGUCACCCUAAAUAAGAAUGAAAUAACCACUUGUAAAUAUGGUGUGUUUGAAAUACUAGAACUAACAAAAAAAUAUUUGUGGGUGUUUUUUUGGGUGUGGAAGACGCUCUCGAAGUAUACUAGCUGUCCCAAAUUGUGUUUUUUAGCUAAUUUACUCUGGUUGUGAUCAAGUUAGUUAUGGAGAACGCGAUUUUUAAAUCUAUGUCAACAAUGUUCUUUAUUUCAACUUAAAAAUAGUAGACAAAGACCUGUCACUGUCAAAAUGUUAUUUCUAACCCUCUUAUAACGUAGUUUUUAGUCUGAAAAAGUUCUCGCAGUUUGGGACACACUGUAUGCAUUAAACUGUCUUAAUAACCUUGUAAAUAUAUUGUAGUACAUUUGAACUACUCGUAUUAUUGAGACAGAUAAACGUCAAAGUGCAUAUUAGUUCUUUUAAUUUACUUUCAGAAAGCACUUUGAAAUUUAAAAAAAUAAUAUUAUUCACAAGUACUGUGUAUAAAUCUGUGAAAGGUAUCGUAUUUGGCUACUCUGAGUAUAUAACUUCUUUAUAGAGACACUCAAUAAGUUGUGUUUUUUUAUAUUAUUGUUGAUUAUUCUCAGGAUAGUCAACUACUCUGAAUAUUUUGUUACUUUUUGGAAAAAAUAUUUUUUUGGUUUUUUUUGUACAAUUUGGUACUAUUAAAGUACUAGUGAAGGGAAUAAUGGUGAAUAUUAGAAGUUUUUAUGUAGUAUUUUUAAGCAAUUUUCGGUAAUAGAAAAGUAUUUUUAUGGAUUUGAAGUUUUUUAAAUUUGGAGGUUUGAACUACCUGCUAUGAUAAAAUAUUAAAUAAAAACUUUUAUUAAUCAAUCAUAACUGUUUGUGUAUUUAUUAUAUUUUGGUAUUCAGUUGGUUAAAUAAUAAAUGUGAGGAAAAUAGAGUACAAAAAGGUUUAUGUCAAAAAAAAUUAAAACAGUGCAAGAAAAACACGUUUUUCUCACUGAAUUUUCGUUAAAACUGUUGGUCAACAGUAAAAACACAAUUUAUCAAACUUGUCUUGCUACGGACGAAGCAAAAAUAUGUUAAUGUAUACUGGGCGUUUAAAAAUAAGUGUCCUUUUUUUGGUGUCCAGUCAAAACAUCGCCAAAUUCUGAAUCAGUCAUGAAACUUAGUUUUAAACGCCUCGAUUUUUUUUCGUGUCAACCAAAGAUUAGUCAUCUGUGUCUAUAUACAGAAAUAUCCAAAAUUUUCGUUAUUUUUGAAUGUUUUCGGGAUAUUUGUGUAUAAUACAGGGUAGCCUGCAAAAGAAUACACUACACUGGUAUCGAAGAUAUAAUGCCCUAACAUUUUUUAACAUCGUUAUUUUUCAAUAAUCUAUGAUGCACAAACUUGUGUUAUGUGUUCUUUUUUGGGAUAUCCUGUAUAAACGACCGAUUGGUCUGACGAGAGAAUAUAGCUGUGAUUGGUUUUUUCUGUGAUCCUGUAUAGGGAAAGCCGUUCAUAAGUUUAGCGAUUUUAGAAGAAAAUUGAAUUUACUGAAACUUAAAAAUUAGGUCUUGUUUUCUUUUAAAAUAGUUCUUUAAAAAACCGUAAAUGUAGCACGUUUACAAAAGUCGAUUUUUAUUUGAAUUUUGUCAAAUAAAAAAGUACUGUAUCUUUUUGGGUUUAAGUCGUUUAAAAAAUCUAACUGUCCUGAAAGAAAAAGAAAAAAAACAGAAACAAAGUUGUCUGUUUUGAUCUAGAAGCGACCAAUGACUCUAAACAAGCGAAAAGUAACUAUGUGUAAAUUAAUAUUAUUAAUAAUAAUAAUGUGUGUAAAAGUAUAAUAAUACGCCAAGUUGUAAACUAUUAUAGGUUUCUUAUAUAAUUGUUAUUAGUUUCCGUAUAAUGAUAAUUUUUUUCUCAUUUAUUCUUAGUAAUAUGUCAUAGUUUUUAUUUCCUUUUCGGCGUGCGAGGCCGUCAUUAUUUUUUAAGUUUCAUAAUUAUCGGUCGUUGCGACUGUGCAAUGAAAAUACUGUUACUUGAGGUAAUGCGAAAAUAAAUUCUGGAAAAAUC